Messenger RNA from Cajanus cajan (pigeon pea), 1774 nucleotides. RefSeq names its product alpha/beta-Hydrolases superfamily protein. Lineage: Eukaryota; Viridiplantae; Streptophyta; Magnoliopsida; Fabales; Fabaceae. The record is from RefSeq and is a predicted model, not a curated record.
UCCAGUAUCCACCUACGUACCUGGAUGGACGCCAGGUGUAAAGCUUAUAUGAAGGGUAUACAUUAGUCAUUUCAUUUUCCAUGUUCCUCCUUGAGGCACAGAACAAAAACGGGGAACACUGAGUCAGUCCUGGAUUCUUCUGUUUAAUUGUUCUGUUCUCUCGAGGAUCAAGUGAUUAAAUUUGAAAAGAAAAAAAAUAUUGGGUCGGUGUUAAUGUUGAGUUUGGUUUGUUCCGUCCUUGAAUAGUGUAAGGAAAAGAAAAACAGAAAAGGGAAGAGGUGGAGGGGCACGUGUGUGACAUGAAAUGGCAGGCCGCGUUUGUUGCAUGAGGUCCUGUCGUGUUGGCCUGCCCUGAUCUCGAAUUGUCCGGAUGUUUGCAUAAACGUCCAAUGCCAUAUGCAAAGCAACCAAUGUCUCACACAAAACAACGCCAAACAUUAAUUUGGUGUUCCUUCCAUCCCCUCCCAACCCAUAUCUUCCAUGUUGCCCAAACUCUCCAAAUGCAUCAGCUUCACCGCUUCCCGCGACUGGCUCUACCGCCACCUCUUCGCCGCCGCCGGCCUCCGCUCCGUCGCCACCGACCUCGGCGAGGGCACCACCAUGCACUGCUGGGUCCCUAAACUCCACAAGCCAUGCAAGCCCAGCCUCCUCCUCGUGCACGGCUUCGGCGCCAACGCCAUGUGGCAAUACGGCGAACACAUUCGCCACUUCAUGCCGCACUUCAACGUCUACGUCCCUGACCUCGUCUUCUUCGGCGACUCUUUCACGUCGCGCCCCGAGAGGACCGAGUCCUUUCAGGCCCAAUGCGUUGUCAAGAUGAUGGAGGCUCACGGGGUGCACCGUAUGAGCCUCGUCGGGAUCAGCUACGGCGGCUUUGUCGGCUACAGCGUGGCGGUUCAGUUCCCCGAGGUGGUGGAGAAGUUGGUGCUGUGUUGCGCCGGCGUUUGCUUGGAGGAGGUUGACAUGGAAAAUGGCUUGUUUAGGGUUUCCAAUUUGGAUGAGGCUUCCAGCAUUUUGGUGCCGCAGACGCCUGACAAGCUCAGGGAGUUGAUGAAGCUCUCCUUUGUUAGGCCCGCCAGGGGUGUUCCUACUUGGUUCCUUCAAGAUUUCAUUCAUGUGAUGUGUACAGUCCACAUUGAAGAGAAGAGAGAAUUGCUUGAGGCAAUAUUGAAAGAUAGGCAACUUUCUGAUCUUCCCAAGAUCCAACUGCCAACUCUAAUUUUAUGGGGAGAUCAAGAUCAGGUAUUCCCAUUGGAGUUAGGCCACAGAUUAAAAAGGCAUAUAGGGGAAAAUGCUCAAAUGGUAGUCAUAAAGAAUGCAGGGCAUGCAGUGAACCUAGAAAAGGCUAAAGAGUUUAGCAAGCACUUGAAAGCAUUCCUAAUAGAUACUCAAACUACAAAGUCAUGUCCCUCCUCACCACUUUCUUCUGGGGAGAAAGACGAUUUAUAACUUUAUCUCAUUUAGAAGCUAGAACCAACUUCCUUGCCAGUGAUUUCAGCUUUUCCUAAAUAAGAGCUUUUGUCAGAUCCAAUUUUCGAUAUUUUCUGGGGGAAUUACUCGUAUUUUUUAAUUUGGAAGGGGGUGGGGGGUGGAAUAUAAUUUUUUUUUUCUUCUGAUUUAAUGCAAAGAAAGGCUUAGCGUGCUAGUUUCUUCCAUUUUUGGUAACGGUUGGAUGUGGGGAAGGUUCUCUGUUAUUUAUUUAUUUUUGUUUCUCAGGACAUAUGUACAAGAAUAAAUAAUUUCAGAACAUAUGUACAAGAAUAAAUAAUAAAUG